AUGAGAUUGAGGAAUCCGCUAACAUAUGAUCCAUUGUUAACUACUGCUUUAAAUGAUAUUUGUGUAAAGCAAUGGUUUGAUUUUCUCAAGUUUCAGACCACAGUGACGUUAAUACCGCCAGAAACAGGUGCGAUGCCAAGAGUUAGUUGGAGGGCAGAUACGGUAGACAAUGAAUUCCUGGGCAAGCACAAAUCGAAAUGUUGCUGCAUCUAUAAGAAGCCAAAAAGGUGGAGCGAUGAAUCGGAUUCCGACUCGGAUUGUGAAACCAGUCACUGUCGUGGUCAUGUGGAAAAAAGAUGUGGGAGACAUGACGGAGGAGCAGGCGAUUCUGAUGGUCGUGGUCAAGGAAUUUUUGGAAGUCCAAUUUAA
This is a messenger RNA of Dracunculus medinensis (Guinea worm), 369 nucleotides long. Lineage: Eukaryota; Metazoa; Nematoda; Chromadorea; Rhabditida; Dracunculidae. The record is from the annotation of a GenBank genome assembly.